AUUUGUAUCAAAACAUAAUUAAAGAAGAAGCCUUGCGGCAAAUGCAUUUCCUCGACGUCAGCACACAGUUCAUUGUCUGCGGGUGAGGGAGCCUUUAACAUAAAUACAAUCGAAAUCUUCCCGAAUUUCUUCUGAAGUCUAUUACGGAGUUAUACUGAAUUACUAAUGUCAUGUCAAUUAUAUUAUUUAGGCCAGUUUCGCUUUAUGAGAUCUGUCCUUCGGUAUCGUAAUGGUUUGAAUUGUAGUUUGAAUUCACCGCCGCGCUCCUUACCGCUGUGCUCCUAGCGUCCGUUUUUGAAAGUUGAAAGAGCUUUUUUAGAUCAUGCCUAGAUGGCGCUGGCUUACAAUACUCUUCCGUGCCUCUUCGAGGACAGGACGCAGCGCAUUCAUCUACCUACCGCGGAAAGACUUAAAAGGAGAAGUGCUAUUAUUCCUCCAUCUGUCUGCAGAAGCUCGUCGCAGACGGAGAGACGGCCGGCAUACUCGCGCUGCUACGCUGUUUCGAAAUCGCAGCUGCUUUGCUUCUCCUGACUGUUCAGCUUUCUGCUGCUCUGUAAGUCCGGCAUUUCUUAACGAGCACAGCGGUAGCGAUCGCCGCGUCUAACCGUCCUUCGGCAAGAACGAGCCUGAAUUUGUUUAAAUCGAAAACCAGUACAAGCGAUGGGCAACACAGACGGCAGUGAAAGUCGCGAGCGCUCCGACGCGACUACGGACGACUCGGUGACUCCGGACCUGCGCGCCGACGUGCUGCCUCCGCGGAAGGUGUUCUGGGAUCCCGUGCAUGGCCAAAUCUCGUUGCACCCGGUGUCCGUAGCCGUGAUCGACACACCCGAGUUCCAAAGACUGCGGCACAUUCGCCAGCUGGGGCACGUAGCCUACCUUUACCCGGGCGCCUCGAACAGUCGCUUUGAGCACAGCCUCGGCACGGCUCAUCUGGCUCGAGUGUUGGGCGCGCAUCUGCGCGAUUGUCAGCCUGAGCUAAAGCUCAGCGACAAGGAAUUGCUGUGCCUCGAAUUGGCUGGCCUGUGCCACGACCUCGGACACGGCCCAUUCUCGCACUUCUGGGAGCAUUUCUACCGGCGCGGCGCUCGUGACAGAGGCCUGAAACCUCGAUGGACGCACGAGGCCAUGUCUUGCAAGAUUCUCGCGCACUUGAUCGAUGUGAACGGACUGGACCGGACGUUCAGCGCGUGGGAGGCGAAAUGGCCCGGUCAAGGCCUGACAGCAGACGACGUCAAGUUCGUGCAGGGACUCAUACUGGGUGACACAAAUGGCGUCGAACCUUCCCGAUGGUUUCUCUUCCAAGUGGUCAACAACCGCGACUCCGGACUGGACGUGGACAAGUGGGACUACUACUUGCGCGACUGCCACGCCGUCGGUCUGGCCUGUGGCUUCCAGUUCCAGCGGCUCGUGGGCAGCGCGCGCGUCGUCGAGCACGAGGGCUUCACGCACAUCGCGUUCCGCGACAAGGAGCUCAACAACGUGUACGAGAUGUUCCGCAUGCGCAGCACUUUGCACAACAACGUGUACCACCACCAGAUGAUCAGCAUAUUCGAAGCCAUGAUCUGCGACUCUCUGCAGCUGGCGGACGAAAAGGUGGCGUCGGCCAACGGCGGCGGACGUCUGCGACUGUGGUGGACGACGCACGAGGCCGGACAGCCGGACGCCAGCCCACAGCAGGUCGAAGCCUUCGUCGCGCUAACCGACGCCUGGGUUGAGCUCUCCGUGCGCCGCGCCGACGCCAAGCAGCAGCCCGAGGUGCUACGAGCGCAGCAGCUGUGGAGGGCGCUCGAGACCCGGUCGCGCAAGCCCUGUCCGCUGUACCGCUUCCUAGGCAGCGUCCCCAAGAGCGACGACGGAGGGGUCGGUAGCAGCGAGGAGACGCUGCGCGAGGCCAUUAUGGCGGCGCUUCCGGAGGACGUCAAGCCAAAGGUGGAAGACCUCGUCGUCGAUCUGGUCAACAUCCACUGGGGCUGCGGCGAAGAUGACCCGGUGAAGAAGGUGCUCUUCUUCCGCAAGGCCGAGCCGGAUCGAGCGUUGAGCGCCGAACAGCUGCGCGUUCAGUCCUCAGUGCUGCCGUCACGUUUCCAAGACGCGCGCUGGAACGUGCUGCUUCGUGCCCCGGGCAAACCGGGCUUAGACGAGCACGUCGAGCGUUGCCUGAAAGCACUCCAGCUCCAGGAGUAAAUGGUGCUGUGGGCCGAAUCUGCUACCGUAAUGUUUCGUACGCGGCCCCUUAAUUCACCUGUUACUCUGGAAUGCCGGUAAACAUACGGUAUCUCUGCGUUCGAUUCACCCUAUACGUCACGCGGCUCGUCGCGACGCGGCCGAGCUGGCCGAGCGCCGCAAGCUGCUGGCAACGUCGCUGCUGCGAUGACCAUGCAGUCUCGAUUUCUGCCUCCUUUCCACUUCGUGUCUAGUCUCUCUUGGACCGAUUGUGAGCGUCGUUAACUCAGGUGGUAGUGCGUCCGUAACGUAUUUGUUUCGCUAUAGUUCGAUCAUUUUAGCCUAGCGCUCGUGUCCAGAUGUUCCGCCACACAUUGUCGCGUGCGAAUUCAAGAAUAUAAAUGAUCUGUGAAGAAUGCGCGUACCCCCUCUCCCUUUUUUUUCUUUCUUUUUUGACCGUGCGGUAGUAAAUGUGUGGUAUAGUAUUAGCGUCAAGAUGUCGUUGCUCCAUUUGUGGUUAUCGUCCUUGAGAACUUUAUUUACAUUCCGUGGAAAGUGGUGGAAAGUGACACAGAUUUGAACACAGGUGUGCGAGUUUAUGUGUGUUUAUGUGCUUACGAAGUAAGUUCUCGUCACCGACGAAGCGCCUUGCGUGAUACCUGGAACAAAAAGUCUCGCGGGUGUUCCUUUUGACGGGUCAUAGAAGAGGAAUGUGAUACACGAAGUGGCCGGAUCGGGCGCUGCGAGCCCGCGCGGCGUCAUAGGAUGAAGGAUAAGCUCGACUGAAGCAGCCAAACAGCUGCGUCACUCGUAUCGACACGUAUACACGGCUCAUGACUAUCUCAUUUUAAUAUAUAUGUUCCAAAGAAGGAAAUAAUUUAAUAUAUACUUAUAAGAGUUUUUAUAUGUAACACUUGCGUAAUACUCUUACAUAGGAAUAACAAUUAUACAGAACGAAUAUAUAAGUGCUUAAGGUGUCUUUCCAAGCCGUUUGUGUUCAUAUAUACAAGGUGUGCCGGUGAUUAUUAUCCCUCGCUGUUAAAACAAAAACGUGAAUUCGAGAACCCCAAGACAAUAAUAUCUACCCUUCAGAAAUCGUAGUUGCGGCACAAAUCGGAAGCAUAUGCAAUAUUAUUCGAAACGUUCAAGUGAAUCUCUCCACUUAACAUUUCUAAUUGGUUUCUCUUAUUAAUGUACAUGUAACAAGUGCGAAAUUGAAUGUGUCCUGAAGUAUAUAUAUAUACCUCGAGUUUACGUGCUGGACAGUUCGUACGAAAAUGAUUGUAAAAGCUUGGAGAAAGUCUGAGGGGAUACACCUUGAACCCGGAGCUAUAGUCUCGGGUUUCGUGCCAAGGGGGACAUCAUUUCCGCAUUUACCAAUGUGCAGCUUACGCAACGUGGGAACGAAUUCUAAUUCUUAAUUGCAGUUAAUUAGAUCUUAUAGUUUCGCAUAUCCGCCGCUAUCACUAUUGGAGUCCUUUCCUCCCCCCCUCCCCCUAAUUAGAGGGAGUCAUCGGUCAAAUAAACUAGUUGUGAAGAGCUCGCCAGUUUCAUAGGGCGACCGCGGUGCUUGGACUGCGUAUAUUUACGCUUGUAAUUUUCCAGUCUGAUGGAUGUCUUUCACCGGCUUGUGCAAUCGAAACCCCGAGAAAGCAUCGUGGGAAACUUGUCAGCUGGCGCAAACGGUCGAGGUCAGCUGCAGGCUCGCGCUCUCUGCGACGCGCGGUUACGGCAGACAUGUAGACACGACCGUGUAGUAUUUGUGAAAAGUGAUCGGCUGUCUGAAACCGGGGGUUUCUCUGUGUUGUUGUUGUUGUUGUUGUUGUUGUUGUUGUUCUUUGUGACCUCUGCUUGCGUAAUAAAGUUCCAUUAGCGAAAAU
Molecule: messenger RNA, 4046 nt
Organism: Rhipicephalus sanguineus (brown dog tick)
Lineage: Eukaryota; Metazoa; Arthropoda; Arachnida; Ixodida; Ixodidae
Product: deoxynucleoside triphosphate triphosphohydrolase SAMHD1
Exons: 1
Coding region: 661-2187 (508 amino acids)
Biological process (GO): dGTP catabolic process
Cellular component (GO): nucleus
Molecular function (GO): dGTPase activity
Source: RefSeq, a predicted model, not a curated record